Molecule: messenger RNA, 2640 nt
Organism: Esox lucius (northern pike)
Lineage: Eukaryota; Metazoa; Chordata; Actinopteri; Esociformes; Esocidae
Gene: syt4
Product: synaptotagmin IV
Exons: 4
Coding region: 342-1790 (482 amino acids)
Biological process (GO): calcium-ion regulated exocytosis; vesicle fusion; cellular response to calcium ion
Cellular component (GO): axon; synapse; membrane
Molecular function (GO): phosphatidylserine binding; SNARE binding; calcium-dependent phospholipid binding
Source: RefSeq, a predicted model, not a curated record
AAAGGAGUGGUGCCUCUUCAGAGAUGCUCAUAGCGCAGAGUAACUACAGCAUCUGGGUGAGACUCGCGCAGGGAGGAGAACUGAGAAUAUCAACUCUUGCCUCGCUAAAAAGAACCCUGCGUUUGAAUAAUUUAUCCGAAAACAAACAUAUUAAAUAAUUGAAGGACUCACAUUAUCACAUACAGCAGCUAUUUGCUGUCAAGGAGAUACACCGAGUAGACCAAGAGAACGGAUUAGUGAGCAGGGUUGUUGGGUAACGAAAGGUUUGUACGGCGCUGGAAUAACCCGAAGCCGCAACGGUUUCAGCACCUUGGACAAAGCACGCUAUAACGAGCAGGAACAUGGCUCCAAUGGUCGCGGAAGAAACGCAGUUUGCGGAAGUGCCUGUGAGUGUUGCUGUGGUGAGUGUGUUCGGCCUCAUCUCGUGCGUCUCCAUCUUUGCCUGGAUUUGCUGCCAGCGUAAAAACACCAAGUCCCAGAAGACACAGCCCUACAAGUUUGUUCACAUGCUCAAAGGAGUGGACAUCUACCCGGAGAGCCUCAGUGGCAAAAAGAAGUUUGCCGCCACAGCAAACGAAAACAAAACGGACGUGAACGGAAACAGCAAUAGUAAACAACCGACACAACAACAAGCAGCCUUGAGCCCGACCAGCGGCAGAACGUCUCUCCACCUGGACCUGGAGAAACAACGAGACCUGAACGGCAACUUCACCACCACCAAACCCCUACACCCCAGUGCUCAUAGUCACACCAAGGUCCGUAGCUCCCCAGAUCUGGAAGUUCCCUCCCCUUAUCCAGGGUUUACUCAACCUGGGGUUAAAGACCAGGCCCUUGCAUCCCCCUCUACGACCACCAGUGGUAGCCUCUCAAGCCAGGCCGCCACCCCCACCAUGGGAACUGCAGACCAGGACAAACCCCAGGACGAGGGCAUUGAUGUGGGCCUUGGUACCCUUCAUUUCUCCCUAGAGUACAACUCUGAGAAAAAGGCGUUUGUGGUUCACAUCAAGGAGGCCCAUGGGCUGACCCCGACUGACGAGCAGUCCCUGACUUCUGACCCUUACAUCAAGCUUACCCUGCUGCCCGAGAAGAAGCACCGGGUCAAGACUCGCGUGUUGAGGAAAACUCUGGACCCAGCGUUUGAUGAGACCUUCAGCUUCUAUGGGAUCCCCUUGGUCCGCGUGCAGGAGUUGUCUCUCCAUUUCAUGGUGCUCAGUUUUGAUCGGUUCUCCCGCGAUGAGGUCAUCGGGGAGACUCUCGUCCCAUUGGCUGGGAUCAACCUGACAGAGGGCCGUGUCCUCAUGAGCCGUGAGAUCAUCAAGAAGAAUGUCAAGAGAAGUGCUGGGCGCGGGGAGCUGCUGCUGUCUCUUUGUUACCAGUCAACAACCAGCACUUUGACAGUGGUGGUAUUGAAGGCUCGCCACCUGCCCAAGAACGAUAACCACGGGCCGUCUGACCCAUAUGUGAAAAUCAACCUCUUCCAAGGGAAAAAGCGUGUCAGUAAGAAGAAGACCCAUGUGAAGAAGUGUUCCCCCAACCCUGUGUUCAACGAGCUGUUUGUGUUCGAUGUUGCCUCCCAGGAGGGGCUGAGGGAGACCAGCGUCGAGCUCCUGCUCAUGGACUCUGAAUCUCCUCCAACAAGGGCAGGGGACACCUCCCGGUCCUCCAAGCCCAUUCUCGGACGCCUGGUCCUGGGUAUGGCUGCUCCCGGCACCUCCGGUGAGCACUGGAGGGAGAUAUGUGACCACCCGCGCCGACAGAUUGCCAAGUGGCACGCCCUGUCUGAGGACUAGGCGUUUCAGUCAAGGCUUCUCUGCCUCGAUUCUUAGCUGUGGUUGCUUAGCUAUGUGGGGGGAAGGAGGGGUUGUGACUGCUGUGGGCGUUGCCUAGCAACCGGCAGUUUUUAACUGACCAACGCCCAUGGACCUGUUGUUAAUUUCAUGAGGGGGUAAGGUUUGGGGUUUAUUCUAAUUGAUGUCAUUAGUCAAUCAAACAAAUCAGCCAUUUGGUCAGUGUAUCGAUCAUUGAAGUUUUUGGGGUUCAGUGACUAAGGAACCCAAUGGUCUAUUAUUCCAAAGACUGUCAUCACGACAACGGCCCUCCAAUAACACAGCUCUCAAUCUCCAUGGCAACAACAGCCGGUUGUCAUGGCAACCGUGUGCAGUGCAGAACAUCCUAGUAUCUGUCGCUAUUGCUCUUCUACCAUUACUAUGAAUAUUACUCCGUUGUAUGAUGAAUAAAAAUAACAAACUGUUAAUAUUAAUACUACUUAUGCAUAAAGAUGUUGAUUUCCAAACUUUAUUUUAUAAAGAUGCUAUCUUUUAUUUAUUUAUUUAUGUUUUAUUUGUUUAUUUUAUUUUUUGUAUUCUUCUGGUUAAGUUCCUGAGUAUGUUUUUUAAGUAAAAGUGGUAUUUCAUAUCAUUGCAUCCCAGAGGAGUGAGAAAAGCCUAAAUUAGGUGACAGAAGAAAUUAAGCUUGCAUAAAGGACAUUAUGUGUGUGGGUGUGUGAGAGUGGGAGUAUAUGUGUCUGUGUGUAUUUAGGUCAGAGGGAAUGAGAGGCAGUGCGUAUUCUUUACUGUGAGCACAAAGACAGUCUCAAAUGUAUGUGUACCUUACUAUAAAACAUGGCAAGUGCUGAAAAAA